AUGAUGGAAAACUUUUUUGAUGAAUUAAACUUUCAAUUUUAUGUCGACGCAUCUGACUCUAUCUAUCUAUCUAUCUAUCUAUCUAUCUAUCUAUCUGUAUGUAUCUGUAUCUAUCUAUCUAUCUAUCUAGAAUUUCUUUUCCGACGUGCCUCCGGUGUCAACCACCAUUUCCGGUCCGACGUGUGGCGCGUCCCGUCGCCAUUUUGUUUUUAUUCUUGUUCGUGUCUCCGGCCCGAAUCACCUGUGACCCCACCCCCCCAUUCCUUACUCUAUCCGAUCGGAGACUCUGAAAUCUAUCUUUUGUUCUCCUCUUUCUCUAUGUCGCUUUUUUCUGUCUUGGCCAGAGGGCAUCAUUGUCGUUUCAGUAGCCAUUUUACGAUUUCUAUUUCUCCCCGCCCCCUUUUUCUCUCUCUCUCUCUCUCUCUCAAUUUCUGUUUUUCUUUUCUGGAUAUUUUAUCCGCUUCUGUUUUCUUUCCUAAACACAUUUCUGUGCAUUCCGUUGCUAUUUUUUUCAACCCGUUAAACAUUCCUUAUAGGAUGAUUGAUGUUUUUAGCCUUGUACAAAGAUUGCUUUUAUCCUACAAAUAUUUUCUUUCGACUCGUUUCAUCAGUACGGACAUUCUCUCGGCGCAUGCGCCCUCAAUUUGA
Acanthosepion pharaonis is the source of this 648-nucleotide messenger RNA. The record is from the annotation of a GenBank genome assembly. Lineage: Eukaryota; Metazoa; Mollusca; Cephalopoda; Sepiida; Sepiidae.